AUUAUCGCUAUCAUUCCUUAUGGCACGCAGUUUCGUCUAGGCUUGGCUACGCGCGCGAGAAACCUCGUAUGCUGGCUAGUUUCUAGUCACCAGUCAGUCUCGCCUGGGUCCCAAUUUACAAAAAUUGAUAGCAACUUUCCCUUAGCCGUUUGAGCUGAGAGAGAGCCAGGGGUUGGGCUGCUUGGGCGAAUGUGUUUGCUUGCCUUUCGACCAAUCACGAUCCCCCAUUUACAACCACCGCGUCAUUGCUCAGUUUCAUCCGGGUGCAUGGGGUUACCAACCUUUUUGUGCCGCGAUAUUGCUAGCAAAAAAGCUCGCGCCUUGCAACUUGGGAUCUGGGCUUUAAGUUGAAGUCGAUGCCGUGGUGCUUGUCGUAACCGCACAUGAUCCACCAUGCCUUGUACCGCUCGAUAGAACCAUGUUGGGGGUGCGAAUAGCGAGGACCUCGUCACCCAUGGCCUUGCACCAUUUCUUUGCUGAAGGCAUGUGGGGCCUGACGAGGGGUCUUGGGGUCGAUGAUGGAAUAGCCAACAUGGGCUGCAAUAUGCCAUCAGAGACUUCGAAAUUUCGGCUCACUGUAUCGGUAACUACUUGGACAUUAUCGUCAGAGUCGCCUCCGUCCUCUCGAGUGCUGAUGGUUGUUCUGCAGCAGAUUGUGUCGCGAGAAGCGUCGAGCGGAGCCUCAUCGUUAUUGUCGAACCUAGGAUUAGGUAUGGGGUGUUGGUUAGGAGGGUCGCGGUCAAGUUGUUCCGCAGUUGCUUCGUCUUUUGCAGAUGCAAAGAUGUGCUCCCCAUGAGCGUAAGCGACGACAUGAUCGGUAGAUCGAUUGACACAAAACUGUGGCAGGUGAGACGUUUGUAGAAUGCGUACGCCUCGCAAGGGCACAAACUUGAAUGUCUGGAAGUCAAGGAUGUUUCAUGCAUUGUGCUCUAGACUGCAACACCUAGAGUGCAUGGCGCUCGAACUUCCCUGUUAUGGUAGUGAGGGGUUGGUACUCAACCAUGCACCCCCAUGCCUGCUGCAUUUUGGUGUCGCCAGGCUUGCCUGCCCACUUUAUGUGAGGGAAAAAAUUCCCUUAAUUUGAAGUUGUGGAAAACGAGUGGUGGACGCGGACAGCGUAAUGCAUAAAGUAGGGCUAGUAGUCUAUACGCCCGUGUAACUACUGUAUUAUAGCACGCACCCUUGUCAUCAAGGUGCGAUUAGUCCACUCGAUGACUCCCUGCUAAGGGUGAGCGUAUGGCAGAGAGAGGUGGUGCUGUAAGCUUGCAGCUGCUCACUCUAGAAUUCCCGGGCUUCGUCCAUCUGCCAGCACUUCAGCUUCACCCUUGACUGCCAUUCCGCAUGGCUGAGCUUCAGGCGGAAAAUCUCGUAAACCCUGACGUUGCGAGUGCUGACGUCUAUGAAGAUGGGUGGAUAUAGUUCUCCCUGAAGGCCGGUCUAAGUAAGGGCCAGGAAUUCGCUAUAGACUUUGUCGAGCUUUGCAUAGCGAUUCGUGCCUGGCUCCAGCAGAGAGCUGCUCCUUGCUUGAUGACACACCUGACCUUAGUGAGUUGUUGAGGGUGAUGUUCGAGCCGCUGGUGCCACAUGCAAUCAGGUGCAUGGUGGCCAGUAGAGCUGCGGGAACGAGCUUGAGACUUUUAUGGACUUUGAGCAGGUGCUUCUUCGGGUGCGGCAGCGGUUGUGGUGCAGAUGGCGAGUGCAAGGAAUUCACGGUCCAGUGCGGGUGGAAAAAAAUUGGCGAUUAAGUACAGUUGGGGCAGAUGCAGCUGCUGCUAGUGUUCACUUAGUGAUCUCCUCAGGGGUGUCACUGCCAAAGAUUUUGGUAGCUUCCUCCAAGCAUAUUCCCUCUUCUUCUUUGUCUGCACCAAUGGGUGUGGACUCCAGCGGAUGAGGACUGUGGAGUGAGCAAGGUGGAGCACCCGACACUUCCAGGGGUGUAGUGUAUCAGAGUCCACCCAUUGGAGUGAUGUGCCUCCAGCAUCUGCGUCUGCUUCUUAUGCUAUUGCUCCGCUCCCUCUGCUGCUUCUGUUGCUUUUCCUACUGCUGCUUCUUUUGCUUCUCUUGCUUCUGCUGAUGUGACUGUUGCUUCUCUUGUUUCUUCUCCCUUAUGUAGUUCGUGCCAGUUCCGGUGGAAAACCAUGUGAGUGGUCAGGGUCUAGGGCGUGGCAUGUCCAGUUUCAUCGAAAUAUCUGGCACAAUGCAGAUUGUGGUCUAGUUGUUCUUUUGCUUGGGUUUUCUCUCUUGGAGGGAGUUCGUCGAGGCGUGGAACGGGUGUGGUUGUAGCUCACAAUUUAAUAUCGCUCAUGCUGACUGCAGGAGGUGCGAGAGACUAGGCUUCCUCCAGGGUGCCGAGUCCGGUUCUAGCGGUGUUGCUGGUGAAGGCAGUAAGAGUUCAGCAUGUUCGGCAGGGUGCUAAUGAUGCUUGACCCACGGUCAGCCGUCUGGGUGAGUCCAUUCAUCAUCCUUCGACUUCCUUGAGAAGUCAAAGGGAAGAAGGUCGAUGAGCUCAUUUAUGCCGCCGCUGCAGUCUGGUUUGUCAAAGUCAAGGACGUAAACACCGUUGCGGGAUCAGGCUCGUCCAGUGUACUGCGACAGGUUGGUUGCUUCCCCUGGCUGAUUGGGACAGGUGUAGCGGAGCUCGAUGUCCCAAGUGAUAGGGUCGGUGCAGAGUUCUACUCCACAAUCAAUGAGCUGGGACGCUGAGAACAAGGAGUAUUUCUUUCCAAAAGCAGUGAAGCGUGGUUCUAGCAGCAGUUGGAUUUAUCUGCUCUAUCAGGGCUAGGUAGAUCGUUGUGGUGGGAACACCACCAAUCUCCUGCUCAAAAGAACCUUGCUGCUCUUUGCAUUUGCCGUAUAUCGAUCUUACUGACGAACGUCUGAUCAGGCUCAGAGCUGGCCCUAGAAUAGUAAUAGUCGGUAAAUCUCCUCUUGUCUAACUGGGAAUGCUAUCCCAUUUGCAUCCAUCUGUAGCGUUUCUCUGGACGAAGUCAGCAACUUCCGCCUGCACUGGAAUAACUCGAGACUUCCUGA
This is a messenger RNA of Closterium sp. NIES-67, 3030 nucleotides long. NCBI's taxonomy places the organism in Eukaryota, Viridiplantae, Streptophyta, Zygnematophyceae, Desmidiales, Closteriaceae. The record is from the annotation of a GenBank genome assembly.